Molecule: messenger RNA, 324 nt
Organism: Gongylonema pulchrum
Lineage: Eukaryota; Metazoa; Nematoda; Chromadorea; Rhabditida; Gongylonematidae
Source: the annotation of a GenBank genome assembly
AUGUUCCAGGACAUGAAAGCGGCUGAAUUGAACAGAAUUGACGUGAAUGUGGAGAAGUACAUGGAUCGAAUCUGGGAGCUCGCGCAUUCCGAAGAGUAUCAGAAAAUGGAUAAAUCGUUGUUGAAGGAUGCCAUUAAAAGAGACAGCAAGGAGCAGUUCAACGAGGUGACCAUGCCUCCGCUGUCUGAUGAUCCCGACGGUCAUUGUGGUUUCACAGAGUUAAAAAGCCACAAGCCGAACACUGAAAGACUAAAAUCCAGGCUAUAUCACAUUAGGCUUACCGAUGCUAUAAUGCGCUUUUGCGCUAAUCUUGCAAACCGCUAA